ACUGUAAAUUCCUUGUGGGGUUGUGUGUGACACUUACUAGUUUUCUGAACACAUAACUUUCCUAUUUUUCUCUAUUUCAUUGCAUUUUCUUGGAAUUUUUCGUAGAAAAUGAGUGUAUUGGAAAUUGAUAAGGAAUCCCUCUGUCGAUUCUGCUUAGGUGAAGUGAAGAAACUCAUAAAUCCAGGAAGUAGAGACAAUAUAAUUGUAGAUGUCAACACAAUCUUCAAUUUGGAGAUAUUCGAAGAAGAUGAUUGGCCUAAACAGAUUUGUGAAAGCUGUAAAAAUACAUCUAAAAUUUGCAUAGCUUUCUUUCAAAAAAUCAAGGACGCAGAGGAGAAACUGCUGGAGAUAUUUGGAGAAAAAUUGAAGGAUUUAAGUGAAGUAUACCAUAACGAAGAGAUAAUUGUCGAAGUUAAAGACGAUGAGGAAGUUCAAGAAGAGGAAGAAAUUCAUUUACUUAAGGAGGAUGAAGUGAUUCAAGAAGUAGAUGAAAUUGAGUUGCUAGAAGAAGAUGAAAGUUAUUCCAAAAGUUCGUGGGCCUUUACUUCGGGAGGUGACUGCGAAUAUGAAGAACCUAUAGAAAUAGAUAAUAAAAUUUCCCCGUCAUCUUCAAAGAAAAAGUUGGGAAGGUGGCGAAAAGAUGGAUCAAAAAAAAUGAAGAUUCUCCGCGAGAAUAAUGAUGUGGUCAAGAAAUAUCUGGGUUUUAAAUGUGACCUUUGCUCAGAGGAAGCUAAAAACUACUACGCUUUGAAGUUUCAUUUUCGUGAGACUCAUGAAAUUACAGGAUAUAUGGUGUGUUGUAAUACAAAAUUCACAUCCUUGGGCCGCCUUGCAGGUCAUGUCAAGAUUCAUAUGGAUCCUGAAGCUUUUAAAUGUCCAAGAUGCUCAAGAAUUUUGAGCAAUGAAGUUACAUUUCGUGUUCAUGCAAGAGAAUGCUCAAAGAAUCCAAAUCUUACAUAUACCAACAUCUGCGAACUUUGUUCAGAAGCAUUUCCAACACCAAGAAUGCUGCGACAACAUCAGAAGAAGCAUCUCAGUGAAGACGAGAAGCCUCAUCAGUGUCCUGAUUGCCCGAAACGAUACACAACACCAGCAGAGAUGAACCACCAUUGGGCUCAGGUACACAAUACAGAACGAAAUUACUCUUGCGACAUAUGUGGAAAAACUUUCCGUACUCAGAGUCAAGCUAAUGGACACAAGAAAAAUACGCAUAUAAAGGGGCGUGGACCGAAGGUUCGAUGCGAGCGAUGCGGAGGAUUUUAUCCUGAAUUGAAUAUGUACAGUCAUCUGCAGCGUUGCAAUGUGGAUCCUGUGCAGUGUAAUUUAUGUGGAAAGGAAUACUGUAACGUACCAGCACUGAAGAAUCAUAUUAAGUACGAUCACGAAGGGGCGGAAAGGAAGAAAUUCGCCUGCAACAUUUGUCCCAAAGUAUUUUCGACCAAACGCAAGCUUACGGAUCACACGGCAAAACACCAGGAUAUCGCAUUACACAAGUGUACAUGGUGCGAUAAGAAAUUCUACACUUUAUCCACAAAAACAGCUCACCAGCGAACACAGCAUCCCGCCGAGAAUGCAGCUGCUAAAAUACGAAAGCAUUAGAACAUCUUAUCUAGUUUUUUUGAAGUUCAGGAUUUAUAAUGUAUCUCAUGAUAAAUUCAAUACAUUUUGUGUUUAAUCCUA
Lutzomyia longipalpis is the source of this 1680-nucleotide messenger RNA. RefSeq names its product zinc finger protein 320-like. The coding region runs from base 109 to 1599 and encodes 496 amino acids. Lineage: Eukaryota; Metazoa; Arthropoda; Insecta; Diptera; Psychodidae. The record is from RefSeq and is a predicted model, not a curated record. Gene Ontology annotation, biological process: regulation of transcription by RNA polymerase II. The transcript is spliced from 3 exons. Gene Ontology annotation, cellular component: chromosome; nucleus. Gene Ontology annotation, molecular function: zinc ion binding; chromatin insulator sequence binding.